This is a messenger RNA of Penicillium paradoxum, 534 nucleotides long. RefSeq lists its product as uncharacterized. The coding region runs from base 1 to 534 and encodes 177 amino acids. NCBI's taxonomy places the organism in Eukaryota, Fungi, Ascomycota, Eurotiomycetes, Eurotiales, Aspergillaceae. The transcript has a single exon. The record is from RefSeq and is a predicted model, not a curated record.
AUGUCACUUACAAUUCGCGGAAUUGAACGAGAAGGCAGCAGCCUUCGCGCGAGCCUCACACGCCUUCACGCGAGUCUCACACGCCUUCAACUUCCCAUCCAGAUCAUCUUUCUCGCUCUCGCAAGCUGCUUUGUCGUCUUCGCAGUCCGUGGGGAAUGGCUCGGUCUCUGGCUCCUCGGGGAAUGGAUCAUCGAGCUUCUUCAUGUAGUACACUCCGGCGCUAGGCUUGUCUUCGCCGGCCGCAUCGCCAACCACACAACGCUUGUGCUUGGGACCGUAGGAGCAGUACUCGGAACCUGCAUCUCUGCAGAUCUCGGCACAAGCCUCGAUAGUAGCGAUGUCCUUGUGGAGAUUUCCAGUUCGGUAGGUGUUGCACUUGUACUCGACUUCGUAUGCCGGUACAACUUCCUCCUGCUUUCCUGGAACACACUCGGCACUGACCUGGGCUGCACCCAAGAGAAGAGCGGGGAGAAUGGCAAGGGCGUUGAACUUCAUGGUGGUGAUUGGUUCGGGGAAUUGGUCAAUCCUUUUUAA